This is a messenger RNA of Carya illinoinensis, 477 nucleotides long. RefSeq lists its product as uncharacterized. The coding region runs from base 1 to 477 and encodes 158 amino acids. The transcript has a single exon. The record is from RefSeq and is a predicted model, not a curated record. Lineage: Eukaryota; Viridiplantae; Streptophyta; Magnoliopsida; Fagales; Juglandaceae.
AUGAAUUUGGAUUUGGUUUUAAGGAUCGAUGCGCCUGUUGAGCCCACUAGUGAAAGUUCUGCGGUUGAAAAGACUCGUUUUGAACAAUGGGUGCAUUCUAAUAGGACUUGUCUCAUGAUUAUGAAGUAUACUAUUGACAAGUCUAUCAGGCUGAGCAUAGCUAAUACUGAUAGUGCUAAAGAAUAUCUUGAUGCCGUUGGAAAGAAAUUUACUAAGUUUGAUAAGGCAGAGAAUGAAAAUUUGAUGAAGCUUCUUACUACUACAACCUAUGAUGGGAUUAGUGGAGUCCGAGAGCACAUCAUGAAACUUACUCAUUUCUUUAAUAAGCUCAAAGGAAUGAAAGUUGAGUUAGCAGAUAGCUUUCUUGUAUGGCAAGUGCUUGAAUCUUUGCCACCUCAGUUUGAUGCACUCAAGACCAUUUAUAAUGCUCAAAAAGAUGAAUGGAGCUUGAGUGAAAUGACUGCUAUUGUAACUUAA